Molecule: messenger RNA, 468 nt
Organism: Ambispora leptoticha
Lineage: Eukaryota; Fungi; Glomeromycota; Glomeromycetes; Archaeosporales; Ambisporaceae
Source: the annotation of a GenBank genome assembly
AUGGAUAAAAUUCCAUAUGAUGUGCUUGAACAUGCCAUUUCGAGUUUUAUACUGGCAAGAGAUGAAGUUAUUACAAGAAAUCAGGUGAGAGGGAAUCAACGUCCUCAUCACAUACUUAAUUUUGCUUCUAAAAAGGAUGACCUACAAACCAUCACUAUCCACGCUCAGUACUAUCGGGAAUCACUUUGUUUUUACCUUCGGUUAUUACAUAACAAGACACUUCUUGCUGUUGAUCCGGAUCAUCCACAUCACAAGGACUUGACUAAUUCACCACUUCAUUAUGAACGUCAAAGAGCCAAUCACGGUUGGCCAAAUGACACUGGAGACGUCACAAUGGAUUCCAAGCUUACAGCAUCAGCCAAGAAACGCAACUCUAUGAAACGGGCCCAAGCUCGCAUAAGAAAACGCAUUCGAAAUCUAGUGGAUGAGUACACGGAUAUCACGACGUCGACGAGGAAGAAGAUUUAG